AUGGGUUUGACAAAGAGCCAGAGAAUUGGCAUACUGCUGGGGAUCGAUUCUGCGUUCUUCCUGGUGGAGCUCGUCGUUGGCUAUACCGUCCAUUCACUAGCCCUGGUGGCAGAUUCGUUUCAUAUGUUGAAUGAUGUUUUGUCAUUGUGUGUUGGGCUCUGGGCAGUCCGUGUUGCGAACACUGGAAGUUCCAAAAUGUUCACCUACGGCUGGCAGCGAGCAGAGACACUGGGUGCUCUGGUCAACGGUGUUUUUCUAGUUGCCUUGUGUCUCUCGAUCUUCCUCGAAGCCAUCCAACGAUUUGUGGAACCUCAAGUCGUCUCCAACCCAAUGCUCGUUCUGAUUGUUGGCUGCCUCGGCCUGGCCUCCAAUAUUUUCGGUCUUCUCCUCUUUCACGAUCACGGUCAUAGCCACGGAAGCCAAGAACACGGGGAUGCGGUCAAAGAUGCGGAAGAAGGUCACGGACAUGUUCACAGUCACGACGCGGAAACCGAGGCCGUCGCCGACGAAAGUGGCAAUAUUGAAGAUGUCCUUCCUCAAGUAAAAGUCGCUGGUUACAAAGGGCCCGAUGCACGAAACUUUACAUCCUCGGACGAAGAGAACACAACCAUUUCAGGUCAAUCGUCAGACACACCACACCGCAGGUCACUAGGCAAUGGCGAGAUUCACGGUCGACAUCGGCGUAGGACCUCAGGGUCGCUUGGACGAGGCUUCGGUUCAGUGGAUAAUAUCCACGUUCAUCCAGCUUCUUUUCGACAGGAAAUCAUCCAGGCUGCUCGGCUCGAGGAGCGAUCGGAUGAAUCUUCAGAGGAAGGUGAAGCCUUACUGGAAGACGAAGAUGUACCCACCGAACGUUCACAGAUCUUUGGGAAAGCUGGGACAACCCCGUCGAAAGGCAGUCAAGGCUAUGGCAGCAUCGGCAGACGACAUAGUAUGGACUAUAACCAUGCUGAGCAUUUGCAUAACAAGCCUCAGGGAGAGUCUCACAAAGGCCAUGGCCAUGGUGGUCAUGGUCAUUCCCACGGAGAUUUGAACAUGCGAGGUGUUUUCCUUCAUGUCUUGGGUGACGCGCUUGGCAACAUUGGUGUGAUCGCUUCUGCCUUGAUCAUCUGGCUCACCACCUUCCCGGCCCGGUACUACUUUGACCCUGGUAUUUCACUUGUCAUCACCGUCAUUAUCCUCUACAGCGCUAUCCCUCUUUGCAAGGCAGCCAGCCGGAUCCUACUGCAGGCGGUACCAGUGGGCAUAUCGAUCGACGAAAUCACUUCCGACAUUGAAUCACUCCCGAGAGUCAUUUCGGCUCACCAUCUCCAUGUGUGGCAGCUAAGUGACACCAAACUUGUUGCCAGCUUGCAUGUCAAGGUUGACUGUGAAGUUCACGGGUCAGGUUCUGCUAGUUACAUGCAUCUUGCCCGCGAAAUUCGAGGUUGUCUGCAUGGCUACGGCAUCCACAGCUCAACUAUUCAGCCCGAGUUUACGUCACCACCUGCUGAUGCGGCGACAUUGGGCAGUCAGCUGAAUCCCUCGCAAAAUGCAACGAGUAGCAACGCUGCAAGUGUGAACAGUGAAGGACCGACAUGCCUCCUUGAGUGCGGCAACGAUUGUGCUAACAACAAAAUGUGCUGUCCGUCAGAUGGAAAGAGUGGCGGCCAAAACGGCAAGAAAUGA
Exophiala oligosperma is the source of this 1668-nucleotide messenger RNA. RefSeq lists its product as uncharacterized. The record is from RefSeq and is a predicted model, not a curated record. The transcript is spliced from 2 exons. Gene Ontology annotation, molecular function: zinc ion transmembrane transporter activity. Gene Ontology annotation, biological process: intracellular zinc ion homeostasis; zinc ion transmembrane transport. Gene Ontology annotation, cellular component: membrane. Lineage: Eukaryota; Fungi; Ascomycota; Eurotiomycetes; Chaetothyriales; Herpotrichiellaceae. The coding region runs from base 1 to 1668 and encodes 555 amino acids.